This is a messenger RNA of Culex pipiens pallens (northern house mosquito), 1946 nucleotides long. RefSeq lists its product as uncharacterized. The transcript has a single exon. The coding region runs from base 269 to 1597 and encodes 442 amino acids. The record is from RefSeq and is a predicted model, not a curated record. NCBI's taxonomy places the organism in Eukaryota, Metazoa, Arthropoda, Insecta, Diptera, Culicidae.
UGACGGAGUGUCCGUUGUUUGUGUCUCAAAUGAGCGGACUGGAAAAUUAAAUUUAAAGGGUGUUAAAACUAGUGUUUUUCCAUCAAAAUUUUUGUGUUGACGUGGAAAGAUCUGUGCAGUGAGCUAACAUUGGAGUGCAGUCCUGAUUUGCAACAGAAGACUGAUUUUUUCGUCGAGUUUUAAUCCUGCCUCUGUCUCGAAGCUAAGUACCCUUGUUGCAUUUGUUUUUUUGUUUGUUCUACACGGGCAAGUGCCCGGACCAGUAGAAAUGGUCAAAGACGGUGAUACACACAUGCAGCCUUGCGCGCAGUGUGCGAAACCGAUCACAGAAGAAGACGAGACGUUAGAAUGUUUCGGUCACUGUAGACUCGAAAUACACACAAACUGCUUGCCCGGUGCUACCGCGGUGGAGAUCGAUCAGCUGAGAAAGAUCCACAACGCAGUCUUUGUGUGUGAUGCGUGUUAUGCAUUGCACGGGUAUGAGUACGAUGCUGGACACUGUAAUAAAACAUUAGAUGAAAUUGUCAACAAAUUAAAUGAUCUCGCGUGUGUCGUCGAAUUGGUAAAAAACUUUGAACAAAAAGUGCGAAAAAUUGUUAAAAGUGAAUUAGUGAAAAAUAACUCUAGUGUGACAGUGCAAAAAGAUAAUAAGGAGCAAAAUGGACGAGUUCUUCGAUCAGAAACCAAGAAAAAUAAACCGGAAACACCAGUGUCUAAUAUUGCAAACGUUGAGGAGACACCCAAAUCAACGUUGUCGUUUGCGGAAGUGACCAAAAUUGGGCGCGUAAAGCAAAAAGCAGCGAAACCACCAGAUGAAGCAGAGCCGACAGCCCCAAAGCAGUACAAGAAACCGGAGCCGGUUAUCGUUAUCAAGCCUAAGCAGGGUACGGAAGCCGGAAGCACAAGGGAAGAGCUGAAAAAGAAAGUGAACCCGAAAAAUUUGAACGUCAGUCGCGUGAUUCAAGGCAAAGAUGGAGCGGUAAUGGUAGUUUUGAAGGAUGAAGGAUCGUCGAAACAGCUGAAGGAGAGUGUCAAGAAGGCAAUGGGAGAUAAAUUUGACGUGUCUGUACGAGAAAGCAUUAAACCUACAAUCAAAAUAGUUGGAAUGAAUGAGGAGUAUGAGGAAGAGGAACUACAGGAAACGCUGGUCAGCCAGAAUGACGUCUUUCAAGGUAUCAAGCACUUCAAACUGCGGAAGUUCCUGAGCAACCCAAGGCGAGAAUAUGCACAGUACUCUGCGAUUGUGGAACUGGACGCUGCGACAUUCUUUAAGGUGAUGGAGCUGGAAAAACUCAACGUUGGAUGGGACCGUUGCCGUGUUUUCGACGGUGUGGACGUUCUGCGUUGUUUCAAGUGCUGUGGAUUCAAUCAUAAAGGUGCUGAUUGCAAAGUGGAAAGUGAGAUAUGCCCAAUUUGCAGCGAAAAUCAUCGCGUAAAGGAGUGUAAAGCGACCCAAGAAAAAUGUAUCAACUGUGAAAAGUUCCGUGUAGAACAGAAGCUGGAUAUUGCCGUUGACCAUGCUGCCUGGAGUGUCGACUGUCCUGUUUACUUGAGGUUCAAAAAACGACGAGAAAAACAAGUCGAUUUCACGCUGUAGCAACCAGAGAAACCGGAAGUCAUCAGUAUGAACAUUGCUGGAAUAUCGUCGCACUUUGAUGAGCUGGUGCAUCUUGUAGAGAAACUAGAGCCAAAAGUUGUUAUCCUGACGGAAACGCACCUGACAGCAUCGCACCAUCUGGAGAACUACAACAUUCGGAAGUACAACAUGAUAAACUGUCUCUCGCGAUCAUCUCACACUGGAGGAGUGACAAUGUUUGUUGACGAUCGCCUACGAGCGACAACUGUUUCGAACCAGACUGCGGGGGAUAAUUGGAUGCUGGCGAUAGAGAUUCACCAUCAACAAUUCAACGGUAUUUUUGGAGGAGUGUAUCAUUCACCUAGCAGCA